This is a messenger RNA of Lytechinus variegatus (green sea urchin), 6991 nucleotides long. RefSeq names its product sorting nexin-12-like. The transcript is spliced from 5 exons. The record is from RefSeq and is a predicted model, not a curated record. The coding region runs from base 209 to 928 and encodes 239 amino acids. Gene Ontology annotation, biological process: intracellular protein transport. Gene Ontology annotation, molecular function: phosphatidylinositol binding. Lineage: Eukaryota; Metazoa; Echinodermata; Echinoidea; Temnopleuroida; Toxopneustidae.
ACUGGUACAAUUACCGGUAACCGGCUUUGGCGAAACCCACAACAGCAAGGCACAACAACGCGCGAAACGAGGGUUUAUGUUAGUCCCGGGAUCUGUUUCGUUCUUUUCGAAUUCUUCCUAGCUUUCUGCUACUUUUGCUUUCUAUUUGAGUUAAAAAGUCAACAGCAAUAAACAGACACCUUAUAAAACUUGAAAUUUAUUAUUCGUCAUGUUAAAAGACAGUGGUAGUGGCGCUGGUAGUACGCCGACAACGCCCGUGGACAUAUCAAAUAGCGAAAUGGAACAGGGCCAGAGUGAAGGGAACGGCAGCCCAGUCGGUUCACCAGAACUUGACACGAGUAUGAGCCUUGCUAGUAGUAGCUGCUGCAGUGGAAGCAGUUCAGACAUUGCUUCUGAUUCAAGUCUUCAUUUUAAUGACCUACCAGUACAUCCUGUCAACAGAAUAUCGCAGGUCCAAACUAUUCUAGAAGUGUCAGAGAUGAUAUCAUCAACAGACAGUAUGGGGUCCAAAGUUACAUUGUAUAAAAUCAGCAUUGAGUCCAAUGAUAUUUGCUUCCAUCUACCAUCAUCAUGUGUGUGGAGAACGUACGCAGAGUUUGUAUGGCUGAGAAAAAGAUUGGAAUCAGGAUGUUCAUUCAUAAGAAAGGCUGUACCAGAGCUUCCCUCCAGGACGUUACUAAACUUGUUUGACAAAGAUUUUGCAGAAAAAAGGAAAAUUGGCCUUGAGGAUUUCCUAAACAAAGUCUUAAUGGAAAGGUCAUUCUUAUCAGAUGCAGCUGUUCACCUCUUUCUUCAGUCCAACCUCUCUACAGACGAGAUACAAGCAUGGUUAGACAGGAAGGCAGAUGGGACAAUUCUUGAAUUGAUACAUCGGGGAAAAGACAUUGUGAUGCAAGACUAUGAUGCUCUAACACCACAAGAAGUAUGAGAGUAGUCACAUUUUGGACUAAUUGAUCGGAUAAAUCUUGUUUACCAUGCCUUCCGCUGCUUGUGGUAUAGACAGGAAGGAAGAAUUGCUGACCUCGGACCAAAUAGUCCGAAUGAUUAUUUGGUAAUGCAAGAGAAUUGACUGUCAACUACCUAUUUGGACAAUUAAAAGUAAAUGCUGUAGUACAGUAACUUGGGGUUUUGUCUUCUGCUGCUUAUGAUAGAGGCAAGGAGGUUGUGUACUAUUCUCACACCAAAAACCCCGUACACAUGUUCAAGAAAAGUGACUUCUCCAGAUUAUUCCUGAUUGGACACACAGCUUGUACUCUGCCUUCUAAUCCGUGUGGUACAGAUGUAAAGGCCAUUGUGUAGGUUUGCGGUUGUUAUUUCUGCUGUCUUGCCUAUGUAGGCUAUGGUCCUGUCUCCAUGAGUAGGAGCAAUGGAAUAUCAGUAGCAGAGAUGCAAUCUUGAGCUCUGUUCAUGUACAUGUGAAAUACGGAGGAAGUGGAUGUGUUGCACUAUAUUUUGAAGAUUGACUACAUAUUUUAUCAUCUAGAUUUACAUGUGCUUAUGACUGGAAGACGGACAUAUUGCCAGUUUUUACCAGUAUUGUACAUGUAGCAGCAUAAAGAGUUUUAUUAUAUAAAACCAUAUCGGAAACAUACAUCAUGAUAUUAAACAGUACAUAUGAUUUGUGAAUGAUUUUAUACCUGCACACGUAAUGAUUGUAAUCAUUACGUGUGCAAUGCUCAUAAAAUUGUUUAAUGCCAUAUUUAUAUAUUAAAACAUGAUGAUGAAAAUGGACUGAACAAAAUUAAAUCUGGAAAAAUACCAUUUACUCUGACAGGGAAAUUUGUUUUCAGCCAUCUUGACUUCGAAGAAGAUCUUUUCACACUUGGCACAUUCUUAUAAAAAAAAACAGUCAUUCAAUCCAUCAUUCUAGUGUCUUUGGGAGUCUUGAUUUAUUUAGAAUUUUUCAUCUUUCCCCAUUGAGUAUAUUUAGAAAUUACAAGUGAGACCCUCAGCCCAUAACAGGAAGUCAUUGAGUUGUAUAUGUACUUAUACUAAUUGAUGAAUAAGGACAUUAAGAAUCUGUAUCGGUUUCAAUAUUUCUUCAGAGUAUUUUGAGUAAAUCAGGGACUGAGUUUUUUAAGGGGAGCGAGAGCGAUCACUUGCCACUGCUCACCUUAAUCCAUUUCAGGUAGAGCAAUUUAUCGCUCGCCUAUAAAGCGAAAUUGAUUUUUUUUUUACAUAAAAUGAUAAAUGCAUAAAAACUAGAAAUCAAGCAACAUCAUACAGUUUUGUAUUGUUUGUGCAACUCUUAACUUCCAUGUAUAUAUCUCUAUUCUGACAUCACUUAAAGGGAUCGUUUAACUUUGUGAGCAGCUGAUUUUUAAAAUUCUCAAACUGAGACGAAACAUGUGUAUGAGUGCCUGUAUUUGUCCUCAAAACCCUGAAACAGACCAUAAUAUAGGAUGAAAAACUCUAAUUUAGAUACACGUAGCAAUUUAUUCGCUUGAUUUUGAGAACCGUCUAGUAGAUGUGUGCCAGCUUAUGACCAGUUUUCUCCAAUUCAAAAAGUCUGUUGGCUAUGUUGACUGCCUUCUGCUGUGUGUUUCUCCUAUACAAACGCUAUUAUUAGCUGCACUGUACAUUCAGUGUAUACCUUGUACACACUGUAUGUAGGUCAUGCUGUGUUCUAGAGUUAAUGUGUUGUGUUUCACAGAUUCGCUCUAUACACAUAGUCAUUGAAACCAACUCCCAAUUAUUUUCAAACUUUGGUUUACAUCUCCAAGGUUUUAAAAUUGAUCCUGUAGAUAUAAUACUUUGAAACUUUUGGGAUGGUAUUUUUACACUAUAAGCCUAAUGUUUAGCCCAUUUUCAAGAACCAAAAUGAGAAUUUUUUAAAUCAGAACAAAGUGAAAUGAUCACUUUAACCUGAAUUUAGAAUGAGUGUCAGUCAAUGAUCAAACUAUUAUUUGAAAACCCCAUCCUCAGUCAAGUUUGUAUAAGUAACACACAAAUUUACAUUAAGCAAUAACACACAUUUAAAAUGAGAUAAAUAUAUUCAGGGCAUCUAAUUUUGGGUCCUUUGGUUGUUGGUUGUAACUUAGUGUACAUUCCUCCAUCCAUUUUGUAAUCAGACAAAAAAGCUCCCUUUGUAUGUCAAGGAAGAGCUUUUUGUAGUGCUCCCCUACCACUCCCCUUGGGAGAGCUUCUUAUUGCUCCCCAAAUAAUGAUAAAACUGAGUCCUUGGUACAUGUAAAUGGAAUUUCUUCUAUUUUAAACUAGAUAUAUUUGAUAAAUUCACUUGGAAUCAUUUACUAGUAAUGGGUCAGAUGCAUAAAAAGUAGCUAUUGCUGGAAAGCAAUUGCUUGUCUUAAACCCUUUUCUUGCCUUCAGAAAGCAUUGCUAGUCGUUUGAACAAGAACGACGUCAUGCUGGUGUGAACAUGACUCAGAAAACAAAAGCGGAACUCGAACACUGAAGUGUGGUAGUGCAAAAUACGUUUCUUUCUCUCCUGUCUGCCUGUUACAUCUUUCCUCAGACAUGUCAAACUUUUUGUUUCUAAUUAAUAAAUUUAUAUAGUUGGCAUCAAGUUUGUCCUAUCAAGGAAUAAAACAUGAACAUGUUGGCUACUGUACACCUUUGGGUUCUCUCAGUUACAUAAACAUGAUUAUAAGACGCAAACGGACUGAUCAAGCAAACGCCCAAGCUGCUCUGAAGGAGCUUGAGAAAACCCAAGCAAAUGCUUAAACACACAAGCAAAUUUUUUUCUUAUGUAUCAUAUGCUUUUUUAGCAAUAGCUUAAUCAUGAAGCAAAUGCUUUUAGGCAUUAGCUGUUGCUUGAGCUUUCAAGCAGAUCUUUUGCUUGCUCAUUUUUAUGCAUACAGAAUCAAGCAAAAGCAAUUGCUACUUUUUAUGCAUCUGACCCAUUGGAUAAAAUAUAAAUGGAUGGAUGGAUGGAUCUGUUUUCUUUUCCCUUAUUUGUUUUAGGGGCAGACUAUUAUUUUAAAAGUGACAGCAAUGAUUUUAGACUUAAAUGUAUAUAAGAGUUUUAUUUAAUAUAUAUUGCAGAUCAUUAGUAGAAACAGUCUGCGAUAAAACAAAGUGAAGUGUAUUUAAAAAAAGUAGUAACUGUACGUACUGUACUCGUAUGAUUUGGGAUUUUUUAGGUAUUCAGUCUCAAAACUCUUUUUGCACCUGCACAUGGUAAUCAUACUAUACAUUGCAGCUGGAGAUACACAUACUUUAUUAACUUUGAGUUAUCACCAUUUUAAGUAUACUAAUAUUCAAGUACAUGAAGCAAAUACAUGAUUGUGAUGGUAUAAGAUUUGCAUGAGGUAAAAUAGUGAUACAUAUUUAACGAGGUAAAGCCUACAUGCAGUUGAAGAGAAUGUUUCUCUUUCACUGAUCUUUUUUUUGCGUACAGCAAGAGUUUGAGAAAUUCAAUUACAAUCGGGACAAUUGUCCUAAUUUAUAAAUGAAUUGUGUACUGUGGAAACCCUUUUGAAGAUGAAGAAAGGAUUUCUGACAUACUAGUAAUUGAAAAUCGCUGGUACAUGUAGGAUGUAUCUUUUGAGAGGAGAGUGCCUCUUGUACAUGUAAUCUCUGUUUAUUUUGCAAGCAGAAUGUGACAUUACAAAGAUAACCCCACACACACCUACUGUAAUUUGUAAGGAAAUUUCUCAAAAACACAUAGCAAACGUGCAAAGCGUAAAUAUAUAUAUGCAUGUUGUGACAUCAUGAUUGCAAUAUUUGCUAUAUUUUGGUUGGGACAAGUAUGCAUACUUGCCAUGUUACAAUUGUUGAAGCCCCAUAUACUUGGAGUACUACUACUGUACAGUAUGCUAUCAUAUGUUCAAUUUUAUCACGUUCAUGUAUAUAAUGUUUUUUUUUCGAUGAAACUUUGAUUAGGCUAAGUACAAAAUCAUAAUUUUGCAUGUUUUCUAGAUUAUUUAAUAAAUGGUGCUUCAUUUUGCUGCAAUAUCUUAAAUAUACUCCUUUUGAACAUAUUGUGUACAAUGUACUUUGCAUGCAGGACCAUGUGCUUUAUUGACUUUUUUUCCUCCUACAGUUUAAUAGUGAAAGUACCAAAGAUUCCACAUAUUCAUGUACAGUGUACAUCAAUUGGACAUAGAGAUCGAUCAUUCAGGAAAAAAAUGGUAUCAGUUGCCUUCACGGCAUCAAAUAUAAAUAAUUGUUAACAUGUAAGAGUAAUUGUAAUACAUAUGCAAGUAGCUCCUACAUGUAUGCAUUCACACAAAGGAUAUUCUCAAGAAGUAUAAAAUAAUAAAAGUAGGAUCUUAAAAAGCUUCUUUUUUUUAAUUACCAAUUCCACGUCCUUGCAAAUCUCCUGAUUGUUUCUAUGGAUCAAAGUUUGUGGACUGUGACACAUUGGGAUAUGUAUAAUGACACUGGCCUACUUUGCAAAAGGGUAUUUUCCAAUAGUCAUGUGAGUGAUUGUUUUAGCAUUCUUCAAAUAGAAAAUGAAAACAAUGGCUUAGUGUUUGGUAUAGGCAUAGGCUUUUUGCUAUUGAACUUUGAGCUAUCGUACCAUUUUAUACCAAUAACUAUCUUAUGAAACGAAGCUCCAUGAUCAUGUUUUCUUGCCAUGCUUAGAAUUGAAGUGGGGAUGCUCUAUGUAAAUCAUUAACUUUUUGGAAAAUAGCCCAUAAUUGACAAGUAUAAAUGGCUUGAACGUGUACCACAUAUCCGGGUGGGGGUGGCAUGGAAUUCUUUUUUAUUGAUCAGAAUAUUAUUAGUACAUCAUCCAGGAUGCCAGGCCCUCCUGGAUUGGUCAUGCAAAUGAGGAAACAAACAAAGCGUUCUACUUUUCAAAUGAAAAUUGUUUUAUCCAACUUCUACUUACCAUGGGGUUUGCUUUUUUGCUCUAUAAUUUUAUAAAUGAAUAUUAAUAGAAUUAUUUUCAACCAAUGAACACGGUUUCAAAGAAAAGUCAGUUGGUUGACUCUGAAUGGUUUAUUGAAAAGUAAAGGAAUGCCACAUUUUUAAUGGAAAAUAAGAAUAGGGUUUGAAGUUUAAGUAGAGUGAAGAAAUUAUCAUUUUUAUGAAUGUAUAUUUUUCAUUAAGGAAUGUUAUGUACUACAUGAUUCUAUUAUCAACAAUGCAAGCUCAAUUUACAUCCCUACUUGGGUUUUGAAAUAGCAUAAUUUUGUUCUUGUUUAUGAUUCUACUUUUCAAAUGGAAAGAAACGACAUUGCAGAUCUGCUUAGUUUCCUUGCUUUUAUCCAAAAUGAGGAAGUAUUGUUUAUAUGUCAGAAGUAAAAUGAAAAGGGACAAGUCAUAUUUAAACAAUUUUUUUUAAUAUGGAGUAUCUUUGAUUGUUAUGCAGUCAUACAUUGUAUCUUUGUGUUCAGGGAUAGAUGCAUUAAGUAAUGUUUAUUAUGAGCCAGUAUCAUUUGAGUGCCAAAAUAUUAUGACAUUGAAUUUAACCUCAAAUACUUGUGAUGCAAUACUACAAGAUCAUAUACAGAACCCUGUUUUAUAAAAAGUUACAACUUAAAUAUUAAUCCAUUUUGAAGAGAUAUUGGAGGGAAAAACAUGUUGAUAACAGUCUGUUGCAAUAGAUCUUCAUAAGAUGGGGCCCAGUGAUCCUAAUAUGCAAAUCUUGUAAUGUUAAUUCUCUGACAUACUCUUCUUUUGAUUAAGAUUGUUAGGACAUAGAAUUAUAUUAAAAAAGACCCCAGUCUAAAAUGCCAAUUCUGUGUUCUUCAGUGAAAUUUACAAAAGUUAUGACAAAUAGAUUUAUACUGAUAAAGCUUGGCAAACACAUGCUGAACACUGCAAACAUAAUUUUAGUGGGUAGAUUUUUCACUUGAGUAAUAUUUUAUUUGCAUUUUGCUUUGAUUUUCAGGAUUUUUACUCAGUUUUUCCCAAUACCGGUAGGCCUCCUGCUAAAUCUCGUCUUCCAUGAAAUUCUUUCAUUUCACAAGAAUUACAAAGAAGCUUUAUUAGGUAUUUUCUUUUCAUCUCCUCAAUAGAGGAAGGUGUAGUAAAGAUGUAUACUGGUAAUAUUAAAUUUUAUGCUUUUUAGAAAGGA